AUGGCGCUCCCUGCCUCGCUCCCGUCCAUUACCAACCAUGACACAGCAAGAAAUAAACCUCGUCUAGACGUCUCUGCAACUCUUUUCCAGCGUAAGCGAGUAUCUCGUCGGAAAACGCCCAGGCCCGCAUGCGUCUCCAGCAGCUCCCCCUCCCCCAUGCUGAACGGCCGAUACAAGCCAAAUCUUGAGAUCGAAACGGACUUCUCUGCCGACAACUCUCCGACCAGCUUCUCGCCCGUAGCGCCGCUCGCCAGGAGCUCUCCAUACCCGUCCACAGCUAGAGCAGCAGACACAGAGCCUAAAUUGACCCAGACGUCGUCUCCGAGAGCUAUGGUAGCUGCAAUUCCAGCGAUGCCGCCCGCGCCUCAUCCUUUCCGACUGUCGGACUUUUUCUACAAGGAGAUCUUUGGCGUUCACGACAUUAAACAGAGCGACGGCGUGCAUCAAGAACGUGUGCAAAACUUCUUUGUGGUUCCGCUAAACACCGAGCAAUUAUUCCUCUUCGGAGUGCUGCUAGCGCUCGACAGCUUCCUCUACGUGUUCACGUACUUGCCCUUGAGGAUCCUGUUCGCCUGUGGCUGCGCUGUGACAUCGAGUUUCCAUGCUCGAGUAUUCCGCAGAACGCACUUCUACGACUUAAUGGUAGCCGUCAUCAUAGCCGUGGGCACGACCGUGCUGGGCUACGUCGAUAUGUCGAGGGUGUACCAUGCGAUCCGCGGCCAGGCGAUGAUCAAACUCUACGUGUUGUUUACGAUGAUUGAGAUCUUCGAUCGACUGUUCUCUUCGCUGGGACAAGAUGUACUGGACUCGCUGUACUACACGGCAAAGUAUCAUCCUCGUCGAGUGACGCGAAUGUUCCUGGACUUCGCUGUAGCCAUCACCUACGUGGUGCUGCAUGCGCUAUUGUUAUUUGCGCAAGUUGUAACGUUGAAUGUGGCAGUUAACUCGAGCAACACGUCGCUGCUUACGUUGCUGAUUUCGAACAACUUUGCGGAGCUCAAGAGCUCGGUUUUCAAGAAGUUCGAGGAGCAGAAUCUCUUCCAGAUCAGCUGCAGCGACAUCGUCGAGCGCUUUAAACUUCUCACCAUUAUCGGCCUUAUCCUGCUGCAAUCUUCUACGGGAGAUGUUGCCUGGGGAACGGCUAUGGUUUGGGUGGCCGAGAUGGUGAUUGACUGGUUAAAACACGCCUUCAUCACAAAGUUUAACCAGCUGCCACCGACGAUGUACUCGAAGUUUAUCACGAUCCUUUGUCGCGAUUUAACAGGCUGGAAGAGCGAGGAUACCAUUCUGGAUCACACGCACCAUGUAUCCAAGCGCUUGGGUUUGAUGUCGUUGCCGCUCGCUUGUGUCGUGCUGCGUAUGGUAUCGAAGGCGUUAGUCGAGGCCCCAAUUGAGCUCGCAUCACCUGGCGGAAUACUUGUCACAGUGGCGUUUUUUCUCUGCUUGGCGGCAUUUAAGGCGCUGCUGAGUUUAGUAUUGAUGAUUUAUGCCUGCAAGUCCGGUAGACUGGAUGAUACUCGACCCAAAAGCCCACGCUCCGUUAGUCACCUCGAGUCCAUUCACCGCUACAAGUUUUAA
Molecule: messenger RNA, 1578 nt
Organism: Phytophthora infestans T30-4
Lineage: Eukaryota; Oomycota; Peronosporomycetes; Peronosporales; Peronosporaceae
Exons: 3
Coding region: 1-1578 (525 amino acids)
Biological process (GO): maintenance of protein localization in endoplasmic reticulum
Cellular component (GO): endoplasmic reticulum membrane
Source: RefSeq, a predicted model, not a curated record